AGCACUCGACCAAACACAGUCGAGGCGCGAGACAACAAAGCGUUCAAAAGUCUUUUCAAACACUCGUUUUAAUGGCCAGUUAUGGACAAAUGUUAUCAUUAAUUAUGACUUAACUCAGCGUUAUAAAGAGCUCUGCGUAUUGCUGCUGUCAUGACGCAGUCAGUUGUCGUCCAAGUUGGUCAGUGUGGCAACCAGGUUGGCUGCAGGUUUUGGGAUCUUGCUUUGCGAGAACAUGCACAUGUCAAUAAAAAAGGAUUGUAUGAUGAGGCCCUCAGUAGCUUUUUCCGAAAUGUGGACUCAAGGAAAAGUGAUGGGGGUGCCUGCGUUGUUGGUGGGAGAAUCCAACAUCUGAAGGCCAGGGCGGUGCUGGUGGACAUGGAGGAGGGAGUGGUCAAUGAGAUCCUGCAGGGGCCACUGAGAGAAGUGUUUGACAGCACUCAGCUUCUCACAGACGUGUCAGGUUCAGGCAACAACUGGGCAGUUGGACACAUGACGUAUGGCUCAGCCUACAGGGAGCAGAUAGUGGAUAAGCUGAGGAAGGCAGCAGAACACUGUGACUGUCUGCAGUGCUUUUUUCUCAUUCACUCCAUGGGAGGAGGUACGGGCUCUGGGCUGGGGACCAGAGUGCUGAGCCUGCUGGAGGAGGAGUUUCCUGAGGUGUGUCGAAUUGUCACCUCCAUCUAUCCGUCCGCGGAGGAUGAUGUCAUCACCUCUCCCUACAACAGUGUCCUGGCCAUGAGGGAGCUCACCGAGCACGCUGACUGUGUCCUGCCUGUUGAAAACCAGUCACUGGUCGACAUUGUGAAUAAGAUUAAACAGAUGUCUCACGGUGGAAAGCCAGGGUCUGUGAUCAAGAGAGACAGCGCCAUCAUCUCUGGGCAGGGCGGCCUCAGUGGGGCAGAGAAGCCCUUUGAUGCCAUGAAUAAUAUUGUGGCUAACCUGUUGCUCAAUAUUACCAGCUCAGCUCGUUUUGAGGGAUCUCUCAACAUGGAUCUGAAUGAGGUUGCCAUGAACCUGGUCCCCUUCCCUCGUUUACACUACCUGGUGCCCAGCCUCACUCCUCUCUACACACUGGCAGACGUCAGUAUCCCCACCAGAAGACUGGAUCAGAUGUUCAGUGACGCCUUCAGUAAAGACCACCAGUUAAUCCGAGCCGACCCGAAGCACAGCCUCUACCUGGCCUGCGCCCUCAUGGUCAGGGGCAACGUGCAGGUGUCUGACCUCCGCAGGAACAUCGAGAGACUGAAGCCUUCGCUGCCCUUUGUCUCAUGGAACCAGGAAGGCUGGAAGACUGGCCUGUGUUCAGUGCCUCCUGUGGGUCACUCCCACUCCCUGUUAGCCCUGGCCAACAACACGUGUGUGAAGCCCACGUUCAUGGAGCUGAGAGAGCGCUUUACCAAGCUCUACAGGAAGAAGGCUCACUUACACCACUACCUGCAUGUAGAAGGGAUGGAGCAGAGCUUCUUCUCAGAGGCCAUCAGCUCCCUCAGCUCACUGAUUGAAGAGUACCACCAACUAGACGCCACCAAGGGGAGACUCAUGCCUGACGCACCCAGACUCUGCAUCGCCAGAUGAAGGUCCGCUCUG
This is a messenger RNA of Epinephelus moara (kelp grouper), 1587 nucleotides long. RefSeq names its product tubulin, epsilon 1 (gene tube1). Lineage: Eukaryota; Metazoa; Chordata; Actinopteri; Perciformes; Serranidae. Gene Ontology annotation, biological process: microtubule cytoskeleton organization; mitotic cell cycle. Gene Ontology annotation, cellular component: microtubule; cytoplasm. Bases 151 to 1575 code for a protein of 474 amino acids. The transcript has 12 exons. Gene Ontology annotation, molecular function: structural constituent of cytoskeleton; GTP binding. The record is from RefSeq and is a predicted model, not a curated record.